AUGGGUUGCUUCGAUUGCCUCGAUGAAUCCGGAUCCGAACCUGAAGACGUAGUUGUCCCGCGCAUCCAUCCUCAAGUAGGUAACCCUGCGGAUGCUCAGGCCCCUUUAGGACGGUCCGACAGCGAAGGAAACGUGCCGGGAACUAUCCCUGAGCAAGUUGAGCCUGUCAGCACCGCACGUGGCCCACUCCCUCCAAGGGUUAGAGUAGUCAGGAAUGAAAACGGAGGUGUACAAGUUAUUGGCGACCUUGAGGGCGGCGAUCUCAUUUGGGACCCGGAACAAGGACGACUCCGUUACACCGACAACAGUGGAAGCCACUAUGUACUGGGAGGAGACGACCGUAGGCGAACUCAGCCAGCCCACGGUCAGUCAGGGAGGUCUCGACGCAACAGACGAGGGUCCACAGCCCUGAAUCGUCAACGCUCGUCCCCCGGUCCUGACGCAUCCACUGGAGCGAAUCAAGAAGCCGAGUCCGGACAAGGCGAUGAAGAAAGUGAUGAAUGGUCUGAUGCCGCCACUCUGGUCGAGGGAGAUGAGAUACGAGGCUCCCGUUCCCCUCGGCGCGGCCCAGACGGCUUCUCGAGCGGACGGAGCAGCAGGCGACCGGGCACGGGAUUCUCUAGAGGAUGGCAGAGUGGGGAUGGAUCUUCCGUCCAGAGCAACACUAUCAGCUCAAGGGGAACGUGGAAUCAGAUCAACUCUUUCAGCUCGGGGGGUACAUCAAACGUACAGAUCAGCUCUGUCAUGUCAGGGGGGAUCGCAAACCAAUUCAACAGCCCGCAUCAAAUCAAUUAUGCCGGUUCAGGCUUCCAAGUCAAUGGUGUCAUCGUAGACUACUACGGCGAUCCAAACUCUGGACCCGAUCUUUCAAAUGCUACGGUCCUCAACAUCAAUGGCGAACGGAACCCGGGGGGUCGUAUGCCUCGCAGGUAG
Messenger RNA from Filobasidium floriforme, 933 nucleotides. RefSeq lists its product as uncharacterized. The coding region runs from base 1 to 933 and encodes 310 amino acids. NCBI's taxonomy places the organism in Eukaryota, Fungi, Basidiomycota, Tremellomycetes, Filobasidiales, Filobasidiaceae. The transcript has a single exon. The record is from RefSeq and is a predicted model, not a curated record.